This is a messenger RNA of Trichogramma pretiosum, 1319 nucleotides long. RefSeq names its product protein TSSC4. The transcript has 2 exons. The coding region runs from base 401 to 1132 and encodes 243 amino acids. Lineage: Eukaryota; Metazoa; Arthropoda; Insecta; Hymenoptera; Trichogrammatidae. The record is from RefSeq and is a predicted model, not a curated record.
CUGCGUAAGUCAACUUUGGGAGGGAAAGUGAGUUAAAUAGUACUUAAAGCAGGUUAUAUCCAUUCUUCUAUCACAUUACAUGUACAUUAACAUCACUUACCUACAUUAAAUUACAAUAUAAAAAUAUGAUCAAGCUUUUCUUUUUAAAUUUUUUACGACGCCUACAAUAGUAUCUAAAUAAUCCGAAAGAUUGCAUUACUGAGUGGAGCCACUGGGCAGUAUCAGUGCCCCACUCCGUACUCCGCACUUUGCAAAAAUGACGUUCUAAUAUUAUACAUUUGACUUAAAUCUCAAUUGUAUCGACUGUCGAAUCUUGCGUCGCAACUGCGCAGACGAUAAUUUCAAUGUUUACAUUGUUAAAACUAUAAAACUAACCUACGAUCUACAACAAAUUACAAAGAUGGGUCCGGACAAAAAGCUAACUGAUUCAACGCCAGCAGCUUUCAUCGAACGGAAGAAAAAAUUAUUUGAUGUUCUACACGAUGCAGAAAAGUCACUGAAUAAACACAACAAUCAUACAAACUCGAGAGUACCAAAAAUUGAACAGCUUAAAAUUUCUGGUAAUAAUGUAGAAAUUAGUAAUGGUGGAAAGAAUAGAAUUCAUGGCUAUCGAGGUCGUCAGAGCAUAUAUAACCGUCCUGAGGGACCCGCUCCUCGUGCUAAUAUAAGAACAAUCCCAGACUAUCGCAUUAAUCCAGAUAAAUGGACAUGUUACAGCUUGAAUGAUGUAUCAGAUAUAUCUAAUGACAGUAAUCGUGCUGCAGCCUUUUCUUUCUUGAGUGAAUUGAAGAAUAGAAAAAAUAAUGCUCACAGUUCAAACGACAAUGGUAGAAAAAAGCUUAAAUCUGCACCUUUGAAUGAAGUGUCUAUAUUGAAUAUGGAAGUUGACAACGAUAGUGUUCAAGAGGAUACAAAUUCAGGUAUAAUAACGUUUAAAAAACCAAAGAAAAAGGUUGAGAACAAUAAGCCAGAAAUUCGUCCUGAAUUUAGAAAAUCAAAAGUUAUAAUGCCCGAGUAUGAAGUGGGCACUAGAAAAAUUGAUAAAAAAAAGACAACAAAAAAGUCAAAUGUACAAAUUGAUAAAAAGAAUUUAUUGAAACUAAAUCAUCUUGAUGAAAUUGAUGAUGUAUAAAAAUCAAACUUGUAUCAUUAAUUGAUUUUCUGUAAAUAUUUUGUAAGCUAAGCAUUGUUUUAGAAUAUAACUAAGCUUAUUGUAUUAAUACAAUGGAAUCCAUUUUAGCUAGAAUUAUUUAGCAAAUGUAAAUAAAGUAGCAAUUAGAAAUUGAGUAUAAGUAAAUAAAUACUUACAUAAAAAGAAA